AUGUCAUCAUCAGAAGAAGAAAAACGUAUCGCGUACUGCAAGGAGCAUGAUGUGCAUCAUCUCUUUGAACUACUGGCAACAAAGUUGUUGGUAGAUCGGCCUGAAAACCCCUUUGAAUACUUGCGUCAGCUACUUUCCAGCGUUGAGGAGUCUGAAAAGAAAAAACAAUCCCAUGAUCCUACAGUGCUUCCACCGCAGACAAAUGGUGUGGCACAACCGCUUAAGAGGAUUACUCUUGGUACAUUUGGUAUUGAUAAUGCAGGGAAGACAACUCUUAUAUCGGCUCUAGGUGGAAAAAUUGAAACAAACACCACACCGACCAUUGGAUUUACACCUACAAGAUUCCAAACGGAAAAGUAUGACAUUUGUAUCUUUGACUUGGGAGGGUCUUCAAACUUUCGAGGUAUUUGGGUACAUUACUUUCAUGAUUGUCAUGGUAUAAUGUUUGUCAUAGACUCGGCAGCUGAGGAAUCUGUGGUUGAGGAAUCUCUUAAAAAUCUUCGUAGCGUGGUGACGCAUCCAUAUGUAAAAGGAAAACCUCUCUUAGUACUUGCUAAUAAGAAAGAUCUUAAAGAAAGUCGCGGGAUAAAGGUAAUACCUGAUGGUUUUUUUGAUGAAGUGUUAGAACCUGGAACAAUACAUCGUGUGGUGGCAUCGUGUGGUAUUGAUGAAGACCCUGAUCUUGAGGAAGGUGUAGAGUGGUUGCUUGCUACAAUAGAGAGUAAUUACAACGAACUUGACUCUCGGGUUCAGCGUGAUACUGAAGUGGUGAAAAUAGAGACAAAGCGAAAGGCAGCGGAGCGCCUCGCAGCUUUGAAAGUAUCUGAAUAG
Molecule: messenger RNA, 831 nt
Organism: Trypanosoma theileri
Lineage: Eukaryota; Euglenozoa; Kinetoplastea; Trypanosomatida; Trypanosomatidae
Product: ADP-ribosylation factor-like protein
Exons: 1
Coding region: 1-831 (276 amino acids)
Molecular function (GO): GTPase activity; GTP binding
Source: RefSeq, a predicted model, not a curated record